UAUAAUAUGAAGUUGUUCGUAGUGGUGAGUGCCACUAUCAUCGCCUUGGUGCAAGGUCGACCCCAGUACAACUACCCCGCACCUUCACCACCAAGCGGCAGCUAUGGGGUACCCUCAGGCGGGUCCGCGGGCGGAAGGGGAACCAUCGGGGGUGGAUUUGGUGGUAUCUCGACAGGAGGCUUUGGGGGCGUAGGUGGGGGAAGUUUUAGUGGAAUCGGAGGCCUUGGGGGAAUUGGAAGCGGCGGUUUUGGAGGUGGUAGUGGAAGAGGACCUAUCGAUGGCGGAUUCAUUAGCGGAGGAGGGGGAGGUGGUCUUGUUGGAGGCGGAGUUGUUAGUGGAGGAAGCGGACUUGUUGGUGGAGGAGGUGGAGGUGGAAUUGUUGGUGGAGGAGGUGGUGGAGGUAUCCUGGUCCAAAAACACAUCUACGUCCACGUAGCUCCCCCAGAGCCAGAGGAUGUAAGACCUCGGAGACCGCUUUCCGCUGGCCAAGCCACCAAGCAUUACAAGAUCAUCUUCAUCAAGGCCCCGUCAGCUCCUGAUGCAACCGCUCCCACUAUUCCUCUGCAAGCUCAGAACGAAGAAAAGACCUUGAUUUACGUUCUAGUGAAGAGACCAGAAGAAGCUGGAGACAUCACCAUACCCACAGCGGCACCCACUCAACCUUCCAAGCCAGAGGUGUACUUCAUUCGAUAUAAAUCCAAGACGGAGGCUACUGGUGGUACCGUUGGGGGAGGCGGUACUAUUGGAGGAGGUGGCAUUAUUGGAGGAGGCGGUACAAUUGGGGGAGGUGGCGUUAUUGGAGGCGGUGGUACCAUUGGAGGUGGCGAUGCUCUUGGAGGCGGCGGUACUCUGGUAGGAGGUGGGGGCUCUCUGAUAGGUGGCGGCGGUACCAUUGGAGGCGGCGGUGGCACUAUUGGAGGAGGCGGUGGUACUAUUGGAAUCACGACGGGAACAAGUUCAGCAUCGAUUACCACUGGCGGUGGAAGACCUUCCACACAGUAUGGUCCACCAGGUCAAAGUGGGCCAUAUUAAUCUUUAUCGGCAGUUUAAAUCGAAAUGUGAUUAUUAGACGUUCCAAAAUCCAGUAAAUCUAAACGAAAUUGUUCCCAACAACAUAGUAUAAUAUGCUUUGCCUAUAUUUUUUAAACUUAUUACGUAGUUCCUUUCAUUUUGGAACGUCUAUACGUGUAAAAAGGUACCAUUCAU
Molecule: messenger RNA, 1206 nt
Organism: Anoplophora glabripennis (Asian longhorned beetle)
Lineage: Eukaryota; Metazoa; Arthropoda; Insecta; Coleoptera; Cerambycidae
Product: glycine-rich cell wall structural protein 1-like
Exons: 2
Coding region: 7-1032 (341 amino acids)
Source: RefSeq, a predicted model, not a curated record